GCCAAUGAGAACGGGUAAAGCCUGUAAACUACAGAAGACGGCCAAGGAAGUGACGUCGAUGUGGCGCCUGGUCUAAGAAACACCGAGAGGACCUAAGAGAGCCGCUCGUUCGCUUGUACGAGGAAUAGGAAGCGAAGAUGUCGGAACGGAAAGUUUUAAAUAAAUACUACCCACCUGACUUUGACCCGUCGAAGAUCCCGAAACUCAAGCUCCCCAAGGACCGGCAGUAUGUGGUGCGGCUGAUGGCCCCCUUCAACAUGAGGUGUAAGACGUGCGGAGAGUACAUCUACAAAGGGAAGAAGUUCAAUGCACGCAAGGAAACAGUCCAGAAUGAGGCGUACCUGGGCCUGCCCAUCUUCCGGUUCUACAUCAAGUGCACACGAUGCUUGGCCGAGAUCACCUUCAAGACAGACCCAGAGAACACGGACUACACCAUGGAGCACGGGGCCACGCGCAACUUCCAGGCUGAGAAGCUUUUGGAGGAGGAGGAGAAGCGGGUGCAGAAGGAGCGAGAGGACGAGGAGUUGAACAACCCCAUGAAGGUCCUAGAGAACCGCACAAAGGACUCGAAGCUGGAGAUGGAGGUGCUGGAGAACCUGCAGGAGCUGAAGGACCUGAACCAGCGGCAGGCGCACGUGGACUUCGAGGCUAUGCUACUGCAGCACCACCUGUCGCAGGAGCAGCAGCGACAGCAGCAGGAAGAGGAAGACGAGCGCGAGACAGCGGCCUUGCUGGAGGAGGCUCGACACCGCAGGCUUCUAGAGGAUUCCGACUCAGAGGACGAGGCUCCACCUUCCCGAUCAUGGGCAGCUGUAAGCCCCAACCCCACGGCCAUCCUCCACGAGGUACCAAAGGCCAAGAGGAAGGCAGCGGUCCUGGGCAGCAGGGCACACCUAGCCAGCUUGAUUGUGCCGAAGAAGGCGAAGACAGCAGCCAACGGGGGCUCAGAGCAAGUCCAGGUGCCAGCCUCGGGUGCCCCCGAGAACAGGAAGGCAGCUGACCCUACACCCCAGACGCCUGGUGCCUCCUCCCUGAGCCAGCUGGGUGCAUAUGGGGACAGCGAGGACAGUGACAGCUGAGCCCCAUGGUGGCAUCAUAGACCCAAGAAGCCAGAGGAGGAGAUGGGAUCAAGCCACACGCUGUCAGCAAAGGCCCUGGACCAUGGCUGCCUUUCAUGUGGAGAAGCAAGGUCCCUUCAGCAUG
Molecule: messenger RNA, 1203 nt
Organism: Acomys russatus (golden spiny mouse)
Lineage: Eukaryota; Metazoa; Chordata; Mammalia; Rodentia; Muridae
Gene: Yju2
Product: YJU2 splicing factor homolog
Exons: 8
Coding region: 138-1079 (313 amino acids)
Biological process (GO): mRNA splicing, via spliceosome
Cellular component (GO): U2-type catalytic step 1 spliceosome
Source: RefSeq, a predicted model, not a curated record